Molecule: messenger RNA, 408 nt
Organism: Symbiodinium sp. CCMP2592
Lineage: Eukaryota; Dinophyceae; Suessiales; Symbiodiniaceae
Source: the annotation of a GenBank genome assembly
AUGGGCAAAAGAUGCGGGCACGCUGCGAAAAGCUCGGUGCAGAGCGGUUUCGCCCGAGGUGACGAGGGCGCCCGCGCCCUGGCCGCCGGCUUGGCCGAGCUCCCGCUCCAAGAGCUGCGGCUGAGCCUGAUGAAGAACGAGAUCGGCCGGGGCGAUGACGGGGCCCAAGCCUUGGCAGCUGCCAUCGCCAAGCUGCCCCAGCUCCAGAAGCUGGAGCUGAAGCUGAGCGACAACUCGCUGAGCGAUGACGGGGCCCAAGCCCUGGCAGCGGCCGUCGCCGAGCUGCCCCAGCUCCAGACGCUGGGGCUGUGGCUGGACGAAAACUCGCUGGGCCGACAAGUGAAGGAGGAGCUCAGGCGACAACUGAAGGCGCUGCCCAUCCCGGAGAAGGAGAUCUUCACCAUGUAA